GCUGUCGCAUCAGGCAUAACACCGUUACAGAAAUCCCUUUACACCACUCUAGCAUAUCUCGUUACCGCCAUCACUACUGAUGCAUCAAUUCAAAAGGUGGAGGUUGAGCGGGUGAUGCGCCUCUACGACGCCUUUGAGGCGACACGAGCUGCGCUGUGGCAGCAGGAGGCGGAGAAGUUACGACGUCGAGAGGUACUGACCACAGUGAAAAGUCGUUUGCGAGCACUGGUCGACGAGGAAGAGCGACUUACCUUCUUCGAGCACGCCGAUGCUAUUGAACGUCAAGCGUGGCUGGCGCCGCGCACUCGCAGCGAGCGUCGGUGGUCGCGAAUGAAGGAGUGGAAGAAGGACCUUCGGGAGUAUCACGAGAAACGACAAGGGGGUCGAGAUGCCUUGGCUGACAUCUAA
This is a messenger RNA of Hydatigera taeniaeformis, 408 nucleotides long. Lineage: Eukaryota; Metazoa; Platyhelminthes; Cestoda; Cyclophyllidea; Taeniidae. The record is from the annotation of a GenBank genome assembly.